Cokeromyces recurvatus is the source of this 1092-nucleotide messenger RNA. Its product is annotated as aspartic peptidase domain-containing protein. Gene Ontology annotation, biological process: proteolysis. The annotation marks the transcript as partial. The transcript is spliced from 2 exons. NCBI's taxonomy places the organism in Eukaryota, Fungi, Mucoromycota, Mucoromycetes, Mucorales, Mucoraceae. The record is from RefSeq and is a predicted model, not a curated record. Gene Ontology annotation, molecular function: aspartic-type endopeptidase activity.
CAGUAUCUUGCUAAUAUCGGAAUUGGCACACCUCCACAACAAUUUAAUGUGAUUCUAGAUACUGGAAGUGCUGAUUUAUGGGUUGCUAGCGAGUGCUGUCCAUCAACAAUGUGUCACUCUAAACGAUUUGACAGCUACGAGUCAUCUACCUACAAGGACUUGAAUAAAAAAUUUCAUGUACUGUAUGGAAGUGGUGAAGCACUAGGUGAAUUUGCUACGGAUGUAGUUACAUUAGCCGAUGUUAAAGUUAAAAAACAAAUAUUUGCGCUAGCUGAUGAGACAGAAGGAGUAUUACGUAAUGAAAAGGUAAAUGUGACUACGGCUCAUAAGAAGGGUGAAUCAUCUGUGGUUCGUGUUGAUGGUAUUCUAGGUCUUGCUUACCCAAAGUUAACUACACGAGUGAAAGGAAAAGGACAUUAUGACCCACUUCUUUUUAACAUGAUGAAGCAAAAGUUGAUCCCAGAUGAAGUGUUCUCUAUCUAUAUGGGAUUUAAUAGGACCCAUAAUGUUGUAGGAUGGAAUGGUGAAUUAACUUUAGGUGGUUCAAACACUGAUUUGUAUACAGGAGACAUUGAAUAUGUUUCAGUUAUAUCUCAAAAGAAAAAGAAGAAGUCCUAUAAAAUGUGGCAAGUCCUCACUCAGGGUAUCUCUAUGACAAAGAGUACAGAGAAUCACAAGGUUUUAGAUAUCAAGUUGAAAGGGCCUCGUCGAACAAUCAUUGAUACUGGUACCACUUUAUCUUACGUUGAUAUGGAAUUUGCUAAAGAAACAUUAAGUGCUUUAACAGGCCAAACAUCAUUUAUCAUCACUCGUCCAGGAGGUCUCUUUCUUAUCGAUUGUGAAUAUCGUAAUUCAGAUGCUCGUUUACAAUUUGUCUUCAAGACAUCUAUGAAGAAGAAGUCAGCCUCUGUAACUGUGGAUGUACCUGUAUCAAGUUUAAUUUAUCCUUUAAAUACAAAUGAUCUAUCUACUGCUACAACUUGUGGCUGGGGUAUUAUUGGAAAAGCUGUGAAUGAUGGUGAUGAUGAAGAUGCAGGACUAUUCUUAUUUGGACAAAGUUUCCUUAGAAACACGUAUAUUACUUUUGACGUA